Neltuma alba is the source of this 678-nucleotide messenger RNA. RefSeq names its product MDIS1-interacting receptor like kinase 2-like. Gene Ontology annotation, molecular function: ATP binding; protein kinase activity. The coding region runs from base 1 to 678 and encodes 225 amino acids. Gene Ontology annotation, biological process: protein phosphorylation. NCBI's taxonomy places the organism in Eukaryota, Viridiplantae, Streptophyta, Magnoliopsida, Fabales, Fabaceae. The transcript has a single exon. The record is from RefSeq and is a predicted model, not a curated record.
AUGGAGAGAUUGAAGGGCAACAAAGGCUUAUCAAUUUGCCCAACAACAAAUUUUGACUCAAGCCAUUCCAAGAGUAGGAAAGUGGUGAUCUAUGUUGUAUCCUUCAGUUUGAGAGCUGUGAUGCUAGCAACAUUUUUUGCUGGGAUUUCAUAUAUUAUUUUCCAUCACAAAGCAAGGAAAACAGAAAGUCACAAAAGAGAAGUGCAAACUCAAAAUUUGUUUGCUAUAUGGAGUUAUGAUGAUGGGAAAUUAGUAUAUGGAAACAUUAUUGAAGCCACAAAGGAGUUCAUCAAAAAAUAUCUCAUUAGGGAGAGAGGAUCUGGAAGUGUCUAUAAAGCAGAAUUAUCCACAGGUCAAGUUGUGGCUGUGAAGAAGCCUCAUUUAGGACUAGACAGGGAUAUGUGUUAUCACAAAGCUUUUAUGAGUGAGAUUAGAGCGUUGAUAGAAACUAGGCAUCAUAAUAUCAUCAAGCUAUAUUGGUUUUGUUGGCAUGCAAAGGUCUCCUUUUUGGUUUAUGAAUUCUUAGAAGGAGGCAAUUUGGACAAGAUACUAAGAGAAGAGACACAAGCAAUUGCAUUGGAUUGGACUAAAACAAUCAAAGUUGUUGAAGGGGUGGCUAAUGCUUCAUACUAUCUUCAUCAUGGAUGCUCACCUCUAAUAGUUCAUCGUGACCUAUGA